AUGCGUCCGUUUCUAUUUAUAUUAACUCGACGUUUGUUCAUACCUUCUGGUAUUCUAACUUUUAGUACCGUUGGUGGAUCUUAUUCGAAUAUUAAUGAACAGAAACAUCAUUCAAUAUUGAAAUCUAUCAAUCGUCCGUUUUCCGAUCUAUUGAUGGGAAACAAAGAAUCAUCCGCAUCACCGCCACCAUUCAGUUAUGAUCCAUUUGAUUCUUUAAGAAAGAAUAAUUUUUCUAAUGAAGAAUUUGAAAGAUGUUUUAAAUAUUUCGAUUCCCAUAAUCAAGGAUGUUGGAGUCGAGAAGAUUUUCGUCGUUUUCUCAAUGCACUUUUUUCAAAUAAAAAACGAUCUUAUUGUAUAUUGAAUGAUUUAGUUGAACAAUACUUUCGUGAAACUGAUUUUAAUCAAGAUGAAAAAAUUGAUUAUGAUGAAUUUAUUCAAGCAUGGAAAAAAACUAUAAAAUGUGCUGUUAAACCUGUUAGUGCACUAGUUGUCGUUGAUGUUCAAAAUGAUUUUAUAUCUGGAUCUUUAGCACUUCAUUCAUGUCCUGCUGAACAUCGAGGCGAAGAAGUUGUUCCUAUAAUUAAUCGAGUUCUUCUUAAUGUUAAUUUUGAUGUUGUUGCAUAUACAUAUGAUUGGCAUCCGUUAAAUCAUAUAUCAUUUUAUGAAAAUCGUCAUUUAAGAAAAACAGCGCCGGAAAGUCCUGUGAGUGCUGAACAAGCAAAUGUACUUGAUACAGUUAUAUUUAUUGGAUCUUUGGAUCUUGCUAAACGUAUUGAACAAGUUCUUUGGCCAGCUCAUUGUAUACAAAAAACUCCUGGUGCUGAUUUGCAUCGUGAUUUAGUUCGUGUUGAUAAUGCUAUACAUGUUUAUAAAGGAACCAAUCCUGAAAUUGAUUCAUAUUCAGCAUUUUGGGAUAAUAUGAAGUUAAGUAAAACAAGUCUUGAUGCAGAAUUAAGAGAACGUUUUGUAACUGAUGUUUAUGUUGUUGGUUUGGCUACUGAUGUUUGUGUUGCAUCAACGGCAAUGCAUGCAGUAGAACAUAAUUAUCGAACUGCAUUGAUUGAAGAUGCAUGUCGUGGUGUUAAUGAAAAAGAAAUCGAAGUAAAACGAGCACAAUUGAAUGAAACUGGUUGUAUUUUUGUCGAUUCUAAUGUUGUACCCGGAAUGAUAUCUGGUGAAGACCGUCGACCGGAAAUGGCACGUGGAAUGUUUAUUGAAAAUCUUAAAGAAAUUGGUCGUUAUAAAUCUCAAUAA
Messenger RNA from Adineta steineri, 1254 nucleotides. NCBI's taxonomy places the organism in Eukaryota, Metazoa, Rotifera, Eurotatoria, Adinetida, Adinetidae. The record is from the annotation of a GenBank genome assembly.